Molecule: messenger RNA, 953 nt
Organism: Ctenocephalides felis (cat flea)
Lineage: Eukaryota; Metazoa; Arthropoda; Insecta; Siphonaptera; Pulicidae
Product: ubiquitin carboxyl-terminal hydrolase-like
Exons: 6
Coding region: 85-774 (229 amino acids)
Biological process (GO): protein deubiquitination; ubiquitin-dependent protein catabolic process
Cellular component (GO): cytoplasm
Molecular function (GO): cysteine-type deubiquitinase activity
Source: RefSeq, a predicted model, not a curated record
CAUACAGUGUUUUGUUUUUGAAACCGGUCGUAGUGUUUGUUAUUAUUUAAAUACUAGUUGUAUAAUUUAUAUAUCUGGUUAAACAUGACUACCUGGAUACCUCUCGAAUCUAAUCCUGAAGUAAUGACCAAGUAUCUUCAUAAGCUGGGUGUUCCAAAUAAAUGGUCGAUCGUCGACAUUUACGCUCUAGAGCCAGAUAUGCUAGCAUGGGUUCCACGUCCAGUUUUAGCUUUAAUUUUGUUGUUUCCCUGUUCCGCAAAGUAUGAGGAACAUCGAGCAGCAGAAGAUGCCAAAUUGACUGCUUCUCCGCAAGAAAUUUCUAAAAAUCUCUUCUACAUGAAGCAAACUGUACAUAAUGCUUGUGGAACAAUUGCUCUUGUACACAGUGUUGCUAACAAUACUGAUCAAAUACAACUAGGUGAUGGCGUUCUUAAACAGUUCUUAGAGGAUUCUGAAAGUGCUGAUGCACAAAGUCGUGGAAAUGGUUUAGAGACUUGUGAAGGUAUAAUGAAUGCUCAUAAAGAAUUAGCCAUGGAAGGUCAAACCAAUGCGCCAGGCUUAGAUGAGCCUGUAAAUCAUCAUUUUGUCGCUCUUGUGCAUAAAGAUGGUCACCUUUAUGAAUUAGAUGGAAGAAAAUCUUUUCCUAUAAAUCAUGGGACUACUACACCCAAUACAUUCUUAGAAGAUGCUGCCAAAGUGUGCCAAGGUUUCAUGGCUCGUGAUCCUGAUGAGCUACGUUUUACAGUGGUUGCUUUAACUCCGACUCCUCAGUAGAUUAAUUAAUUAAUCUUUAUCAAAAUGUUUAAUACAUUUGAAAUUGUAUUAUGCUUUAUUUUGAAUUAUCAUUGUGCUUAUAUUUGAUUUUCAAUUAGAUGCCGAUAUGAAAUAAGGUAUUUAUUUAAAAUAUUUGAGAAUAUGUUCUAAAAUGUGCUUCAGCUAAAUAUUUUUGUGAG